Molecule: messenger RNA, 738 nt
Organism: Microthlaspi erraticum
Lineage: Eukaryota; Viridiplantae; Streptophyta; Magnoliopsida; Brassicales; Brassicaceae
Source: the annotation of a GenBank genome assembly
AUGGAGUGGAGAAAUUGGUAUUUGGAUGCGGUUCUUGUUCCUUGUGCUCUACUUAUGAUGCUCUGCUACCACAUCUUCUUGUGGUAUAAGGUUCGAACCGAACCUUUCUCCACCAUCGUCGGGACUAACUCUCGUGCCCGUCGAUCUUGGGUAGCCGCGAUCAUGAAGGACAACGAGAAGAAGAACAUAUUAGCGGUACAAACGCUACGAAACACGAUAAUGGGAGGGACGCUAAUGGCCACAACUUGCAUCCUCCUCUGCGCAGGACUCGCCGCUGUUUUAAGCAGUACUUAUAGCAUCAAGAAGCCUCUAGAGAACGCCGUAUAUGGAGCUCAUGGUGACUUCACCAUCGCACUCAAAUACGUAACCAUCCUCACGAUCUUCCUCUUCGCCUUCUUCUCUCAUUCUCUCUCCAUCCGCUUCAUCAACCAAGUCAACAUCCUCAUCAACUCUCCUCAAGACUCGGAUGAUUUCGGCGGAAUUGGAAGCUUCGUCGUGACUCCCGAGUAUGUCGCUGAGCUGCUCGAAAAAGCUUUCUUGCUUAACACGGUAGGGAACAGGCUCUUCUACAUGGGCUUGCCUUUGAUGCUGUGGAUCUUUGGGCCUGUGCUUGUGUUCUUGAGCGCUACGUUGAUGGUUCCUGUCCUUUAUAACCUCGACUUCGUGUUUCUGCUGAGCCAUAAGGAGAAGGGCAAAGUGGAUUGCCAUGGAGGCUCUGAUGAUCAGUUCUCUCCUUAA